This is a messenger RNA of Ziziphus jujuba (common jujube), 1264 nucleotides long. RefSeq lists its product as uncharacterized. The coding region runs from base 109 to 1044 and encodes 311 amino acids. Gene Ontology annotation, molecular function: hydrolase activity. Lineage: Eukaryota; Viridiplantae; Streptophyta; Magnoliopsida; Rosales; Rhamnaceae. The record is from RefSeq and is a predicted model, not a curated record. The transcript has 5 exons.
UUAACAUGUCUCAUAAGUUGAAUUGAUAAGAAACCAAGGCUAGAAGAAAAAAUAAUCUUUCACUUGUUCCCACUCUCCGCCUCUUUGAUCCUCCCAAGCAAAGAAUUCAUGGACCAAAUCCAGCACAAGUUUAUCCAAGUGCAAGGACUAAAGCUCCACGUAGCCGAGAUUGGAACAGGUCCGAACGUGGUCGUAUUCCUCCAUGGCUUUCCGGAGAUAUGGUACUCCUGGCGUCACCAGAUGAUCGCUCUAGCCAACGCUGGCUUCCGAGCGAUCGCACCCGAUUACAGAGGCUACGGACUAUCCGACCCGCCUCCCGAACCCGAGAAGGCUUCCUACAGUGACCUUAUCAAUGACCUCCUCGGAAUUCUCGACGCACUCGGUAUUCCCAAGGUUUUCAUUAUCGGGAAAGAUUUUGGAGCUCGACCCGCGUACCUUUUUGCACUUUUGCAUCCUGAAAGGGUCAUUGGGGUUAUAACAAUGGGAGUGCCUUACAUGCCCCCUGGUCGUUCAACAUUCCAAAACCAUCUCCCUGAAGGUUUCUAUAUUUCAAGAUGGCAGGAACCUGGACGAGCAGAGGCUGAUUUUGGUCGCCUUGAUGCCAAAACAGUAGUCCGAAACGUCUACAUUCUCUUCUCCAGAAGUGAGAUUCCCAUUGCUGCAGAAAACCAGGAGAUCAUGGAUUUGGUAGAUCCAUCUACUCCUCUUCCACCUUGGUUCACUGAAGAAGAUCUUUCGGCCUAUGGAGCUUUGUAUGAGAAAUCCGGGUUUCGAACUGCCUUAAAAAUUCCAUACAGGUCAUGGCAUGAAGAGUUUGGGAUAACAGAUCCGAUUGUUAAAGUUCCUGCACUUCUCAUAAUGGGGAGCAAGGACUAUGUGUUCAAAUUUCCGGGGAUAGAAGAUUACAUAACUAGUGGAAAGGUGAAAGAGUUUGUCCCUGAUUUGGAGAUUAUAUUUUUGCCUGAAGGAACCCAUUUUGUUCAGGAGCAAUCACCCCAGGAGGUGAAUCAGCUGAUCCUCAGCUACCUUGGUAAGCACAUUUGACUGUAUCAAGUCUUAUUAUAUGAAAGCUGGAUAUCAAUGAAAAAAUAAUAAUAAUAAUAUAUAAAUGAAAAGGUAAUGUCUUAGGCUGGCUGAGCUUUAUGAUGAAUAUCCUUUGGAAAAUUGAAUGUAUUGUAGAGGAAGACUUUGUUUGGCAAGGUAUGUAUUUAAAGACUGAUGAAAACAUAGAAGAGUUUUAUCAACAGUCCCUAAUUCCUCUCGA